This is a messenger RNA of Capsicum annuum, 2375 nucleotides long. Its product is annotated as diacylglycerol kinase 1. The transcript is spliced from 13 exons. The record is from RefSeq and is a predicted model, not a curated record. The coding region runs from base 472 to 2031 and encodes 519 amino acids. NCBI's taxonomy places the organism in Eukaryota, Viridiplantae, Streptophyta, Magnoliopsida, Solanales, Solanaceae. Gene Ontology annotation, molecular function: ATP-dependent diacylglycerol kinase activity.
GACAUGUUAAGAAGUAAAUAGGAUGCAUCAAUUCUUUUCACUAGCGUCCCUCCCUAAUAUUACCACUAAUAGAAAUAUGGCAUGUGUGCUGUUGCUCUUUCAACUAAUCCACUUCUCUGCCCAACUUUCUUUUCUGUUUUUUUUCUAUAUAAUGUCUUUAACUUCAAACAAAUUUUUUAUCAUUCUAUUCUUCCUUAAUUUGGAGCUUAAUUACUUCCUACAUAUUCAUAAUCAUAAGAAGGGCCUUUCAAUUUUUCAGUAAUAUUAACUUUGGUAAACUAGUUUUUUCUCAAGUUCUGCUUUUGAUUAACAUAUUUGGUUUCUUUCCCAAGUAAAGAAUCUUAUGUACUCUGUGAUUGUGAUUCUACGUCUUCUUUCAUAUUCUCCUUUGGUGCUUCAAUAUUUAAAUAUAUACAAUCUUAAUCAGAAUUUUAUAUUGCUGAAGUAGAUUGUCCACAGGAUUGUGCAAGUAUGGUCAAGAAUACAAACUUAUCAACCAUUCGCAAUUUCUUCCGGAAAAGUGAGGAAGCGCCUAUUACAGACAGUGAAGCUGAUAACUAUUUGAAGGAUUAUUACAUUCCUGAUUACUUACUUCUACCAGAAAGAGAAAUACAGGAUGGCUACGAUGUAGCUUCUUGUCCUGUACUAGUAUUUAUCAACUCCAAAAGUGGCGGUCAAUUAGGAGGACAACUUCUUUUGACAUACCGUACUCUUCUUAAUAAAAAUCAGGUAUUUGAUUUGGGAGAAAAGGCUCCUGACAAGGUUCUACAUCAAUUUUACUCCAAUUUAGAGAAACAUAAGCAAAAUGGAGAUAGCUUGUCUUAUGAGAUUGAAAAGAGAUUGAGAGUAAUUGUGGCUGGAGGAGAUGGAACAGCAGGUUGGAUUCUUGGUGUCAUUUCAGAUCUUAAAUUAGCUCAUCCACCUCCAAUUGCGACGGUGCCAUUAGGAACAGGAAACAAUCUACCUUUUGCAUUUGGUUGGGGAAAAAAGAAUCCAGGUAUUAACUGCCAGUCUGUGAAGUCGUUCCUGAAUCAAGUUAAAAAUGGAAAAGAAAUGAAAGUUGACAGCUGGCAUAUUCUUAUGAGGAUGAGGGCACCUAAAGAAGGUUCUUGUGAUCCUAUUGCACCUCUUGAGCUACCAUAUUCAUUGCAUGCUUUUCACCGCGUGUCUCAAGCUGAAACUUUAAACAAGGAAGCCUAUAAUAUAUUUCGAGGAGGAUUUUGGAACUACUUCAGUAUAGGAAUGGAUGCUCAAGUUUCAUAUGCAUUUCACAGCGAGAGGAAGCUCCAUCCAGAAAAGUUCAAACACCAGUUAGUUAACCAGAGGAACUAUGCAAAGCUUGUAUGUAAACAAGGAUGGUUUUGCACUUCUUUCAUGCAUCCAUAUUCAAGAAAUAUUUCACAGCUAGCAAAUGUCAAAAUAAUGAAAAGGCCAGGUGAAUGGAUAGACCUUCACAUACCUAGAAGUAUUAGGUCUAUUGUCUGUCUUAAUUUACCCAGCUUUUCUGGAGGACUUAAUCCUUGGGGAAGACCUAACAAGAAGAAGCUGCAUGAGAGGGAACUUACUCCUCCAUAUGUUGAUGAUGGUCUGCUUGAGGUUGUUGGUUUCCGUGAUGCUUGGCAUGGACUUAUUUUGUUUACUCCAGGAGGGCACGGGACACGCCUUGCACAGGCAAACAGAAUACGAUUUGAGUUCCUUCGGGGCGCUUCUGAGCAUACAUAUAUGAGGAUGGAUGGGGAACCAUGGAAACAACCACUUCCUAUGGAUGAUGAUACAGUUGUUAUAGAAAUUUCUCACUUUGGUCAAGUGAGCAUGCUAGCCAGUCCAAAUUGCUUAUCAAAAAAUAUCAAUGCUGCUACUACAAAUCAUCUUCAGGAGGAAGAGAAAGACAAGAAUAGUGAAUGUUUUGUUGAAGAUGACUUGGAAGAGAGGAGAAAGUUGGGUGCAGCUGACACUUUCCGAAUUCCAGAUGGUUUCGACAUAACACAUCUUGUAGUUAGGCAUUUAGAAGGCCUUCAUGGACAGAGUUAACCAGUACACAUGUUAGUAGGAUGUAACAGGUGCUCAGGUGAAUUGUCCAGGUGCGUGCAUGCUAGCAGGGAAACUAAUGUUAUCGUAGGAAAGAAAAAAAGGUCAGGCCUUCAAAAUUAGCUUACAACAAUUUUAAAGUGUGUAUAUUAGCAAGUACUAUAGUAGUCUGCAUUAGAGACCUAUGUUGCGCGGACUCUCCGAUCCGGUUUUGUCGCCGAAUCCGUCUCGACGCAACGUUGACACGGGUGCGGGUGCUUCUUGCGUCUAAGAUUCGGUCAAAUGAAUCCGGGUUUGACCAAAAUCAAGAACACAUUUGUGGGGGAAAAUUGAGAUUUGAUUUCUUA